Molecule: messenger RNA, 795 nt
Organism: Vicia faba (fava bean)
Lineage: Eukaryota; Viridiplantae; Streptophyta; Magnoliopsida; Fabales; Fabaceae
Source: the annotation of a GenBank genome assembly
AUGGGGCCUCAACACCCAUCGAUGCAUGGUGUUCUUCGACUUAUUGUUACUCUGGAUGGUGAAGAUGUUAUUGAUUGUGAACCAAUAUUGGGUUAUUUACACAGAGGUAUGGAAAAAAUAGCGGAAAACCGAACAAUUAUACAAUAUCUGCCUUAUGUAACACGUUGGGAUUAUUUAGCGACUAUGUUCACAGAAGCAAUAACUGUAAACGGGCCGGAACAAUUGGGAAAUAUUCAAGUACCUAAAAGAGCCAGCUAUAUACGAGUAAUUAUGUUGGAGUUAAGUCGUAUAGCUUCUCAUCUACUAUGGUUGGGACCUUUUAUGGCAGAUAUUGGUGCACAAACCCCUUUUUUCUAUAUUUUUAGAGAAAGAGAAUUAAUAUAUGAUCUAUUCGAAGCUGCGACAGAACGGGUUGAAGGAGUAGGUUUUGUUGGUAGAGAGGAAGUUAUAAAUUGGGGGUUAUCAGGACCGAUGCUUCGGGCUUCCGGAAUACAAUGGGAUCUACGUGAAGUUGAUAAUUAUGAGUGUUACGAGGAAUUGGAUUGGGAAGUUCAAUGGCAAAAAGAAGGAGAUUCAUUAGCUCGUUAUUUAGUUCGAAUUGGUGAAAUGGUGGAAUCCAUAAAAAUAAUUCAACAGGCUUUGGAAGGAAUUCCAGGGGGGCCUUAUGAAAAUUUUGAAAUCCGCUGCUUUGAUAGAGAAAAGGAGCCAGAAUGGAAUGAUUUUGAAUAUCGAUUCAUUGGUAAAAAAUCGUCUCCUACUUUUGAAUUGCCGAAACAAGAACUUUAUGUAGCAUAG